AAGGCUCGGUUGCACCAAUUUGGAAAAUAAGUGAUCGCCAUUCCCGGCCUCCACAAGGCUACUCGUCCGACGCCAAAAUAGAUGACACAUCAAAACACUUUCGAAGCCUCAGUGUCGUCUGGGUAAGGUUCGAAGGUCGGGAGCGGUGCUGCCAGUACGGACUUGUGGCUUGGAGCAAGCGGACCUCUCGUCAGACAGCUGCCUUACGCUCUGCGCGCCUUUUUCUACGGUCGAAAAAAGCAGACCGACCCCAGCCAGCCAGCCAGCCAGACGCAAGGCCGAAGCCAAAGUCAGACCAGUCGCCCAGACAAACAGACACAGCCAUGCCUCGCUCCUACCUCAGGCCUCGUGCCCGCCCUUAUGCCUUCAACACUGACUACUACCUGAACUUGUCGAAGUCCUCAGGGUCCACGAUCGAGUCCGAGAAAGUCGAAGUCACCAACCAGUCUGACGCUCAGUCGCUCGUGGAGCGCAUCAAGCACUCGCCUCCCCGGGAAGUCCUGUACUCGGACCGCGCCUUCAGCGAGCCUCGGUUCGUGGGGCGCGCCCGCUCGAGCAGCUAUGAGUUCGAGCCCUUCCCGAGGCCGAGCUCCCUGGAGGAGGGCGACGUCAGGAUCUUGCCCUUGCACUACAAGCACCCCUACCGCCUGCCUGUCGAGGACGAGCGGCGGAGAUGCUGGCUAGUAGACCCCGUCUGGUACCCGAACCCCUGGGCGUGGGACAGCAUCUGGGUCCCCCCGCACGAGAACCGCUCCCAGCCGCACUUCGGCUACGAGGCGUACCGCCAGCUCAUUUUGAAGUACCUCGAGCUCAGGAACCGCAAAUACACCGUGGUCCUCCGGCUCUGCCCGCUCCACCAGCACCUCCUGGAUGACGGCAACGGUGUCCUUGUUUAACGACUGCGUGGUCUUGCCAACAGGUGAAGCAAGAGCCCCGAGUGACGCUGGCGGCGCUCCACCCGUACCGCCUGCCCGUCGAGGACGUCCGUGUGCCCCCGCACGAGAGCUCCGAGUGGCCCUCCUCCGUGCCGCACUUCAACCUCGUCUCCUCC
Molecule: messenger RNA, 1051 nt
Organism: Penaeus vannamei (Pacific white shrimp)
Lineage: Eukaryota; Metazoa; Arthropoda; Malacostraca; Decapoda; Penaeidae
Source: RefSeq, a predicted model, not a curated record